CCGCUUCUAGAACCCCCCUGCGUGUCACACGACGCCCCUCCUCUCCUGCUCCUCUUCCUCGUGAGUCUCAGCCCUCCUCCACGCCGCAUCUUUCCUUCCUCCCUCCUCUGAGUUCUAGGGCUCAGGCGGGGAUCGCCGGGGUUCGGACGGAGCCCCGAGGCAGAUUGGAUUGGAUUGGAUUCGAUUGGGUUGGAUCGAUCGGGGGUCGGCGCCACCAUGUUCUCGCGAUCGUACACCAACCUGCUCGAUCUCGCCAACGGGAACCUCUCGGCGCUCGACUACGGCGGCGGCGGGGGCGGUGGGGGAGGGGGCGGCAGCGGCGGUGGGCGUCCGCCGCGGGCGAGGCGGAUGCAGCGGACGAUGACGACGCCGGGGACGCUGGCGGAGCUGGACGAGGAGCGGGCGGGCAGCGUGGCGUCCGACGCGCAGUCCUCGCUGGCCAGCGACCGCAUCAUCGUGGUCGCCAACACGCUGCCCGUCCGCUGCGAGCGCCGCCCCGACGGGCGCGGCUGGAGCUUCAGCUGGGACGAGGACUCGCUCCUCCUCCACCUCCGCGACGGGCUCCCCGAGGACAUGGAGGUGCUCUACGUCGGCUCCCUCCGCGCCGACGUGCCCGCCGCCGAGCAGGACGACGUCGCCCAGGCGCUCCUCGACAGGUUCCGCUGCGUCCCGGCUUUCCUCCCCAAGGACCUCUCCGACCGCUUCUACCAUGGAUUCUGCAAGCAGACCCUCUGGCCGCUCUUCCACUACAUGCUCCCCUUCACCUCCGACCAUGGCGGCCGCUUCGACCGCUCCAACUGGGAGCAGUACGUCCUCGCCAACAAGCUCUUCUCGCAGCGCGUCAUCGAGGUCCUCAACCCGGAGGACGACUACAUCUGGAUCCACGACUACCACCUCCUCGCGCUCCCCUCUUUCCUGCGCCGCCGGUUCAACCGCCUCCGCAUCGGGUUCUUCCUGCACAGCCCCUUCCCUUCCUCGGAGCUCUACCGCAGCCUCCCCGUCCGCGACGAGAUCCUCAAGUCGCUGCUCAACUGCGAUCUUAUCGGUUUCCACACCUUCGAUUACGCACGCCAUUUCCUCUCCUGUUGCAGCCGCAUGCUCGGGAUCGAGUACCAGUCCAAGAGGGGCUACAUUGGGCUCGAUUACUUUGGCCGCACCGUCGGGAUCAAGAUCAUGCCUGUUGGGAUUAACAUGCCGCAGCUCAAAUCGCAGCUCCAGCUGCCUGAUCUGGAGUGGCGUGUCGCUGAGCUCCGGAAGCAAUUUGCUGGGAAGACCGUCUUGCUUGGUGUGGAUGAUAUGGACAUAUUCAAGGGGAUUAACCUCAAGAUUCUUGCCUUUGAGCAGAUGCUCAAGAUACACCCGAAAUGGCAGGGCCGAGCAGUGCUGGUGCAGAUUGCCAACCCAAGGAGUGGCAGUGGGAAGGACCUGGAAGGGUUGAAGGCUGAGAUCGAGGAGAGUUGCGCCAGGAUUAAUGGACAGUUUGGGCGGCCGGGGUAUAGUCCUGUGGAGCUUGUUAAUAGGGCCAUUUCCAGUGUGGAGAGGAUGGCAUACUACACUGUGGCAGAGUGCGUCGUCGUAACUGCAGUGAGGGAUGGAAUGAACCUCACACCGUAUGAGUACAUUGUUUGUAGACAGGGGAUUCCAGGUUUGGAUGGUUCUAGCGGUGAUGCACCAAAGAGGAAGAGUAUGCUAGUCGUGUCAGAGUUCAUUGGCUGCUCGCCAUCGCUGAGUGGAGCAAUCCGGGUGAACCCUUGGAACAUUGAUACAACGGCGGAGGCAAUGAACGAGUCCAUUGCUUUGGCAGACAAUGAAAAGCAACUGAGACAUGAGAAGCACUAUCGAUAUGUCAGCACACAUGAUGUUGCCUAUUGGUCCAAGAGCUACGUUCAUGAUUUGGAGAGAAGCUGCAGGGACCAUUUUAGGAGGAGGUGCUGGGGUAUUGGGCUAGGAUUUGGAUUCAGAGUGGUCGCUCUUGAUCGCAACUUCAAAAAGCUUACUGUGGAUUCUAUUGUUGCUGAUUACAAGAAGUCAAACAGCAGGGUCAUACUUCUGGACUAUGAUGGAACUCUAGUGCCACAAACUACCAUCAAUCGAACUCCAAAUGAAACUGUUGUUAACAUCAUGAAUUCUCUGUGUGCUGAUAAGAAGAAUGUUGUUUUCAUUGUAAGUGGAAGGGGUAGGGAUAGCCUUGCGAAAUGGUUCAACUCUUGCCCAGAGCUUGGCAUUGCUGCUGAACAUGGCUACUUUAUGAGGUGGACUAGGGACGAACAAUGGAAAAUAAAUAACCAGUGCUCGGAGUUUGGAUGGAUGCAAAUGGCCGAGCCAGUAAUGAACCUGUAUACAGAAGCAACUGAUGGAUCAUAUAUCGAAACCAAAGAGAGUGCUUUGGUUUGGCACCACCAAGAUGCUGACCCUGGUUUUGGAUCUGCACAAGCAAAGGAAAUGUUAGAUCAUUUGGAGAGUGUUCUUGCCAAUGAACCAGUCUCUGUAAAGAGUGGACAACACAUUGUAGAAGUAAAACCUCAGGGUGUCAACAAAGGAUUUGUUGCUGAGAAGAUCCUAUCAAUGCUGACAGAGAACAAAAGACAAGCAGAUUUUGUUCUCUGCAUAGGCGAUGAUAGAUCUGAUGAGGAUAUGUUUGAAGGAAUUGCUGAUAUUAUGAAGAGGAGCAUUGUUGAUCCCCAAACCUUGUUGUAUGCCUGCACAGUCGGCCAGAAACCAAGCAAAGCAAAGUAUUAUUUGGAUGAUACUAAUGAUGUUUUGAACAUGCUUGAGGCACUUGCAGAUGCAUCAGAGGAGGUUGGUUCACCGGAAGAAUCGAAGAUACUUUCUCCAUCAGAGGAGGCAUGAUGAUGUCGUAGAUGUACUGAGAGAUGUUUUGAACAGCGUAGCUCAUAGUGCAUUGCAACCAGCAGUCUUCUGAGUAAAAUUGAAGCUGAUAUCCGUCAGCAGGAAAUGCAACUUUAGCAAUGUUCGGAUAGUCAGAUCAUUGUCAAUAACCUAGUGUUGAUCUAUUUUUCGCUUCUUCUACUCUUUUUCCUUUCUUAUCAUAGUUUUGGAGUAAUUUUUCAUAUUCUGGCUAGAUAGUUUAGUGGCCUGGAGGGAAGAAUCCAUGGCAGGUAUCUUUUAUAAGAUUUGAGUAUUUAUGGAAGUUUAUAGAAUAUAAGUCGAAAUUAGCAUGUGAACAUUUUGGUCA
Brachypodium distachyon (stiff brome) is the source of this 3196-nucleotide messenger RNA. RefSeq names its product probable alpha,alpha-trehalose-phosphate synthase [UDP-forming] 7. The transcript is spliced from 3 exons. Gene Ontology annotation, molecular function: catalytic activity. The coding region runs from base 217 to 2850 and encodes 877 amino acids. The record is from RefSeq and is a predicted model, not a curated record. Gene Ontology annotation, biological process: trehalose biosynthetic process. Gene Ontology annotation, cellular component: cytosol. NCBI's taxonomy places the organism in Eukaryota, Viridiplantae, Streptophyta, Magnoliopsida, Poales, Poaceae.